AUGGAACGAAACCUCUCAGCAUGGGCAAUGUCAAUGGAGCCCGCCGACCAAGAUUGCGAAUCAGAUGGUCAACAGGAACAGAGUACCACAUCCAAGUUUCCGGUGCGCAGGAGGGAGGACGUACCGAGCUCACCCAUCAUCUUGAAAAAUAACAGUCGGCUGAAGAAUGGUCAACAGCCCACUGCUGGAAGUGAAUCUUCGAUUGGGAAGAUUGCUUCAACGAACCAGCCCAGCACAGGAUGGGAUACCUCAGUGGUUCGGACAUCGUCACCGAUAGAUAUCAGCGCAGUGGAGGAAGAAAACCAGGCAGAAUUCAAGGAUACCCCUUGGACGAUUGCCCGUCGACUUGCACGGACGAACAAGCGGAAAGUGAGCAAUGGCCGGCCCAGAAUCCGGCCCCAGUUUACUAUCAAGCUGCCCCCAGCAGACCAGCCGGAACGCCCCAGAAUCACCCUCCAGCCUGAUUCACACACCCUGCAUUCUCAUCCGGCCUUUGGCCAAACUCCUAGACGCGACCGUGCUGUCCAACCAAACACGAAGGGUUCGCCGGACCAACCCUGGGCCAAUCAGGGACAGCCUGACUGUCCCAGUCCCCAUCAAGAAGAGCUAAUAGAUCCCGGCUAUCAAACGGCAUAUCCUCCGAAGAAAUUAUUCACCAUCCCGACAUCAGAUCCUCCACCCGGAACCCUUCCACACAGCUCUCCGCCCAUACACUAUCAACAAAGAGAAGCCAGCUCCUAUCCGCCGGGUCCAGAUCGGACCGAUGAAGAGCAGCUCUUCCCGCCGACCUCUCAACCCGUCAGCCAAUCCGAAGAUACCCAGAGCCCUUGGGCUCUUGGUGACCCGGAGGAGGAGGAGCCGGACACUUGGAGACAAGCCUCUCCGCGCUGGCCCUUACUCGACCAGUUCAAUCACACCCCUUUGCCUGAUUAUCCCUCCGAAAACGGCACCGAUUACACCGGGAUUGAGAAUACCACUAGUGCAAUCGAACACCUCCCGGGCUUUUCCACUCCAAUUCAAGAGGACGAGCGAUUCGCGGAAGAUUCGUUCGAUAGCUAUUACAGAGCGACUGGUUUAGAGGAAGAGAGGUUUGACGAGCGGGAGAGCUACGAGUAUGACGAGGCGAGGUAUGUCGAUUGUCGCUAUGAUCCUGAAUCAAGUCACUUGGCGGAGACGAGGGGUCUUGAUAACGGUGGAUACGAACCCGACUCGAUGGAUUAUUAUCCUGCGGAAGAAGAGUUUGGCCGAGCUAUGGACGAAGAGGCGUGGGACGACGACGCAUUCGACUACCAGGCCGGCGGGAGAGGGCGGGCUGGUAGUGGCAGGUUGGCGCGAUACUCACAAGGAGGCUCGACCAUGCCGGAGCUUCAGACAGACAGCCUGCCGGCCGCAGAGUGGGAACGGGACGAGCGGAGGAGAGGUCUCGGCCGAAGGCCUUCGGCGAAGGUCGGCACCCUAUCCCGGUACACCAGACGGACACCAUACCGGGCCCCGGCCUAUGCCCGGGGCUCUUCCAGUGCCCGGACUCCUGCCGAGGUGUAUCACUACAAGACCCCGGGCCUCAAACCUAAACAGACUUUCCAUGAGACCAUCUCCUCGUUCAAAUACCAAACCACCCGUCCCCGUCCUCCGCUUCCGGUGCAUCACCCGUUGCCCAUAAGGCCCGUCAAGCUCUCGUGUGUGUACGAGCCGGCACCAGCAGAUACGCAAGACAACACUAGUUGUCGGUACGAUGACGAUGUCGAUGACGAUGGGGAUCAGUUAGUGGUCCCAACGAUCCGGUCCAGAGCCAUCAAAACGUCCUCUUCAAGGGCCUCCGGAUCGUCCAAGCCGACUCCCCGAUCUCAUCCUGGACCGCGUGUAGAGCCUGACCAAUCAGUCGCGCGACACAGAUCUAUGGACCAGAGAGAAUUGAAGCGAAAGGCUGACGGAAAAGCGCGUGCCGGCCACCCUCGACGGCCGCGCUCGCGCUCGCAAACCAUUACUGUUAUGAGCCCGCAGUUCCCGCGUGAUCGCCCUCGACACCCCUUGUCCACGCGGCGAGAAACUGGCGCAAGUGUCUCCGCUGGCGCCACGCUCCGGGGAUCGCCGACGGACGAGGAAAGCAGCGGGUCGGCAAGCGUCGAGGUGCUCGCGCCGGCCGCGCAGACGGGCUCUUCUGGCCCAACCUCUCGACGGGGGACGGACGGCCAGCGGGGCCCGAGGGCCGCCGGGCAAGGCAGGAAAGAGGCCGGACACAGGUCGGUGGAGUCCGUCCGAGACCGGCCGCGCGGUGCCUCGUCGACAUCCCGCAACCCUCUUCCUCUCAUCCCCCCGUCUCCACCCCCCACCCGCUCCGAGUCCAGACCGUCCAAGACCGUCUUCCUGAAGUACGACUUCGACUCGCUCUCUGUCGAGCGGUGUCGUGCUCUUCGAGAGGUCUUGGAGGAACAGGUGGAUGCAAGAAGGAUUUGGUGGGACUGUCCGGGAUUCGCAUCUCCUUUUUGA
Puccinia triticina is the source of this 2487-nucleotide messenger RNA. RefSeq lists its product as uncharacterized. Lineage: Eukaryota; Fungi; Basidiomycota; Pucciniomycetes; Pucciniales; Pucciniaceae. The coding region runs from base 1 to 2487 and encodes 828 amino acids. The transcript has 3 exons. The record is from RefSeq and is a predicted model, not a curated record.